Salvelinus sp. IW2-2015 is the source of this 4870-nucleotide messenger RNA. Its product is annotated as cytoplasmic dynein 1 light intermediate chain 2. The record is from RefSeq and is a predicted model, not a curated record. Gene Ontology annotation, cellular component: centrosome; cytoplasmic dynein complex. Lineage: Eukaryota; Metazoa; Chordata; Actinopteri; Salmoniformes; Salmonidae. Gene Ontology annotation, biological process: microtubule cytoskeleton organization; microtubule-based movement. Gene Ontology annotation, molecular function: dynein heavy chain binding.
UAUCAUCAGCUUUGACCCAUUGUCUGUAUCUGGUGCUUGAUUGAUAGCAAAAUGUGGUAGGUAUCCUACUUCUCUGUGUUGUUAAGCUAUAGAUUUUGCACCAUCAAAGAUGAGCCGCGCUCCGGGAUUUGUUGCGGUGUAAAAUCGCGUGCACACAGUUUUAACAAGGUUCUAGGGCGCCCAAAUCGCGCCUCUCUCUUUGUGGCUGUAGAAAGAAGAUGGCUCCCGUUCUGGAGAAGAAGCUCCUGGGCGCAGCCGGGGCAGGCGACACUAUGGAAAAUAGCAACGAAGACGAGGAAGGACAAAACCUAUGGACUUCAAUUCUCAGUGAGGUUUCAACACGUUCAAGUUCUAAGUUGCCAUCCGGYAAGAACAUAUUGGUGUUUGGUGAGGAUGGGUCAGGAAAGACAACGAUUAUGGCAAAACUCCAAGGAGCAGAGCACAAUAAGAAAGGAAGAGGCCUGGAGUAUCUGUAUCUGAAUGUCCACGAUGAGGACAUAGAUGACCUUACACGCUGUAACGUGUGGAUCCUGGAUGGGGAUUUGUAUCACAAAGGCCUGCUAAAGUUUGCAGUGACAGCAGAGUCGCUGAARGACAGCUUGGCAGUGUUUGUGGCAGACAUGUCAAGACCCUGGACCAUCAUGGAGUCGCUCCAGAAGUGGGCCAGCGUGCUGCGUGAUCAUGUGGACAAGCUCAAGAUCCCGCCGGAGGAGAUGAGAGAGAUGGAGCAGAGGAUGGUGAAGGCCUUCCAGGAGUACACAGAGCCGGAGGGAGCCAACCCAGCCUCUCCCCAGAGACGGGCUCCCCCUGCAGGGGGGGAAGACGAGAGCGUAGUGCUACCGCUCGGGGAAAACGUACUCACACACAACUUGGGCAUUCCAGUGCUAAUAGUUUGCACAAAGUGUGAUGCAGUCAGUGUUUUAGAGAAGGAGCACGACUUCAGAGAGGAGCACUUCGACUUCAUCCAGUCCCACAUCCGACGAUUCUGCUUACAGUAUGGAGCUGCCUUGAUGUACACAUCCGUCAAAGAGGAGAAGAACCUGGACCUCCUCUAUAAAUACAUAGUGCACAAAAUAUACGACUUCCAGUUCACCACGCCUGCCUUAGUGGUGGAGAAGGAUGCUAUUUUAAUUCCAUCUGGAUGGGACAAUGAGAAGAAGAUUGCAAUUUUGCAUGAAAAUUUCACAACGGUGAGACCUGAAGACCCCUUUGAAGACUUCAUCAUGAAGCCUCCAGUACGGAAGCUGGUUCAUGAUAAGGAGGUAAACGCAGAGGACGAGCAGGUUUUCCUUAUGAAGCAACAGUCUUUGCUGGCCAAGCAGCCGGCCACACCAACAAGAGGAGCAACAGAAUCUCCUGGACGGACUGCUUCUGGCUCUCCUCGACCCACUGGCCGUACAGGCUGUACCAAUGUGGCCAGCGUCUCGCCAAUGACCGCAGUCAAGAAACCUGACCCCAACAUGAAGGGAGCAGCAGCAAACGAGGGAGUGCUGGCCAACUUCUUUAACAGCCUUUUGAGUAAAAAGACUGGGUCCCCUGGGAGUCCAGGCACCGGAGCUGCAGGAGCAGGAUCUCCAGGAUCUGUCAAGAAAACAGGGCAGAAGCCGGUUUUGACUGACGUCCAGGCAGAGUUGGAUAGAAUGACUCGCAAACCGGACUCCAUGGUUACAGCUAACAACACACCAACAGAGAACGAAGUGUGAACGCAACAACAGCAUUGUCCACUGCAAAUACUGGAAAACCAACACAAGCAUAAAAAAAAAAACGAAAUAAGACCAAAUUCCCAAUGUGUAUAUCAGUCAGCAGACAGUAGUUUUGCCAAAUGAGUUUGAGAUGCUAUCAGAUAUAUUGGUUAUUUUGGUAAUAUGGAGAAAGAACAAAAGGUGGAGGUUUGGAGAAGGAGGAAGUUGAAGACUUGGCUGUAUCUAUCCUUAUUACUUCAAUUGUAAUGUUUUUUUUGCAAGGGAUGUCAGGUUAAGUAAUGCGUGCACACUCCUUGGGAGGCAGCCAAAUCCCCUGGUCUGCAAGCCCUCCGUUAGCUAGGGGAUACACCAUCUCUCACAAGCUUAAAUGGUGGAAAAGUGCUGUGGCCUCUUGUUCAGCUAAUCUUAUGGAAGGAAAGCAGUUGUGAUAAGAACAAUUAAACCCUAAAUAUAUUCAUUAAAAAAAAGAAAUACUUGCAAGUGUAUGUAGUAUGUAAAAAAGGUUAGAUAUGAUACUGAUGUAUUUAUAUAUAAAAAAAAUCUUUAUUUUCUUUUUUUCUGCACUGUUUGUGAUUUAGAAAAGGGUUUAGAUAGCUAUAUCUCAUAACAUGUUAAACUCCACUGACGUCAUGACACUAAUGUGACAAAUACACAUAGCUGAAAGCAAACAGUGGCAUCUGCCCACAAAAUGGCAGGUCCAACUAGUCAUCUUUAAGGAUUCUGUAAAUAUCAGCGAAAUUGCAAUUCAAGCUUUGGUUUUAUUUUGUACAAAAUGCAAUUAUUUUACAAAAUUAUGAAGAAAUGUCUGGGAUAAAAUGAGCACUGUUGGGAUUGGCAAGUGUAGAGUUUGCAAGGAAUGCUCUUUUGCCUAGAGGUGUUUUGGGGGCAGCAUCUUUCCUACUAUAACUCCCAAGUGCCUGGCUCAGUAACUGUGUCAUAGUAGAGCUGCUUAUCUACUUACAGGAAAUGCACUGUAGCACCAACGGUAAAAUGUUUUUCAGUUCGGUCAUUCAAGUAAUUUUUUUUUUUGUAUAACAAGUAUGGUCUUUGCAUAAGGUUUCAAAAGAAAUGUAGCUUACUUCUGUGGCCUAGAUGACAUUGUUCACUUGAGCAAUAAUGAGAAUGCCUUUCAUUUUAUAAACUGUAAAGGUAUCUAGAUGCAGAUUUUUAGAAGUAACCACAAGUUUAGAGUUUGUGUCCCCCAGAUGAACACUUGUGUGGUUUAAACCACUCACUUGUGCGGCCAAAGCAUUUAGAAAUCAAUUACUACGGUUUUAAUGUAAUGGGUUAUCCUUAAAAAGGAAAUUUAGCUCUGUUCUUUUUCAGUUUCAAAUGUUUUUAUACAAGCUAUAUGGCAGGUCAGGUUAAACAUUCACAAUUUCUACAUGAUGUUGGUGUAGAAAUCGUGGCCCAGUAGGAAAUUGCAUUGUCCACAGAUCUUUUGUGUGAUCUUCAGUGCCCAUUUACAAUGUUGGCUUUUUGCCUUCAGUGUACACACAGUUCACAAUUUGUCCAUCUGUGCACCCUGCCUUCACUCAGUGUAGAUCUUAGUCAAUAUUAUCAGCCUUUGCUUGUGUCCUUAGUAGGUUUUUAAAUUGUCCUAGUUCUGCCAAUGUUUUUUGUAAACUUUUGAACAAUUACAUCCAAUCUAAUACUGUACCAUAUCAAAUUAUUUGUAAAAAUCGUAAGAUUAUUUGAUUAAUCACAAUGAAAUAACUAAAUGAUCACCCUCAAAUCUAUAUACAGUCUAGCUAUGGUUAAUUUGCAGAUCAGCAAUUGUAACAUGGAUUUAUUAAACUGUAAGAGCAGCUACUUGGCUUUUAAAACAACAACGGAAACUACAUAGAAUUGGAACCUGGAACCAAAGAUGCCGCAAUUGGUGUGUUCUGUUUGUGUAAAUAGUCUCAUUUGAUUUCCAGGUGACCAUCUCCCCUGGCCCUGCGUGGAACACCCAUCAUUCCAAAGUACAUUCUAAGGUGGUCCGUGUACUUAACCCCUACCUGAGUUGCCAGGCUAACACGUUUUUUUUUGUUUUUUUUUGCUCUAAGGGGGAAAAAUCACAAGACCAAGAUGUGUGCAGUCUACUUUAUUUUACAUGAACCAAUCUGUAGUAAGAAUAAGAUGAGAACGGGCUGGAUUUUGAUUGUAUCAAAAUGAAGCGCUUAUAUUUUAUCUUCAUUGGGCAGAAAUUUGCAUCUAAGUUCAGUUGCUGAAAUUCAAGCACAAUAUUGGGACACCCAGGAGUAUUUCCUUAUGUUGAAAUAAGCACUUUCAUUUCGAGAGCUGUAAUGAACCCCCAGAUGUUAUUGUUUAAACUAMAGAAUGCAUACACUUCUUCCUGCCUGCUUAGAACGUGUAUUGAUGAAUUACAAGUAUGACACACUUAAUAUUGCGUUAAUAUUUUGGGGAUUAGCAGUAUAACGAACAUGGCCCUGGCAGUCAAAUCUGCUCCAGACUUUUAAACUUCAACCUUGGAGGUUUUUAAGAAAUCCAAAUCUAAAAUUCAUGUCAAUGCUCUUUAGUUUUUCAGGUGUAUUUCUGUCACACCUGCCCAUUYCAGAGCGUCUCAGUAUUAUUCUGUUCUAUUUUUUUCUGCACAACAAUGGUUUCUGUUUGCAAGCAUUACUUUGCUUAAAUUAUAUAGGAUAGAUAUCUUUUAGGGUGGUAACAGCCUAGAAAUUCAUGAACUCGUUCACUCCUCUGAUGUUUGUCUCCACAUAGUUACUAAACAUCAGCAUUAGCCAAACWGAAAUCUGUAUGUUUGGCUAGUACAUCAAGGAAAAGUACUCACUCUGCUUGAUUUCCAAAUGUAUGUUUUUGAUGAUUGGAUAUCCCCAAGAUUGAAUGAAAAACAGAUCUUGUAACAUAUUUUUCAAGAUUAAGUUAAAAGCGACUGCUCUAUACAUCUUAGUGCUAUGCCUUCAGCCCUUGAAAAUAUACACAUAUAGGAGAUUUAAAAGCUUUUGCUUACAGUCCAUUUUAUUCAGGAUAUAAACACCUUUAAACCACAUGGAGUACUGUGUGCCCUGGACAUAUUCAAAUGAGUGUGAUUGUAUGGCUUUAACAUGAUGCAGUAUGCAGCCAUGUGGUAUCUCGCUUUUGUGCCCACAAAGAUAAGGAAAAGUGUCUGUCAGCCCUGGCUUCAAUAAAACAAAGAAUCCAGACUA